AUGGGGAAUAAAAGCGGUAGUCAUAGUAGCUCCCGACUUUCGACCAUCAAGGACGAUUACCGAGAGGUGUAUCGAGAUUUGACUCAAAUUUAUAAGCGCAAGAUCCGGCCAUUGGAGACAACAUAUAAUUUUGAAGGGUUUCACUCUGCGCCUCUCACGGAAAGCGAUAUUCUGGCGAAGCCGAUGGUUCUCCUGUUAGGACAAUACAGCACUGGCAAAACGACUUUUAUCAAACACUUGAUUGAGUCUGACUAUCCUGGAUCACACAUUGGUGUAGAACCAACGACGGAUCGCUUUGUAGCUGUGAUGAAUGGUCCGGAACCAAGGGUGAUUCCAGGAAAUGCUGCAGCAGUCUCUGCAGACCUGCCUUUCCGUGGGCUUGAUCGAUUUGGACAAGCAUUUUUGACACGAUUCCAAGUCUCACAAUGCCCCAAUUCUCUGCUCGAGAACAUGACCCUAAUUGACACCCCAGGAAUUCUAGCAGGCGACAAACAGCGUGUAGAACGCGGAUAUGAUUUCACAAAGACCAUUGAGUGGUUUGCACAGCGGUCGGAUCUGAUCCUUUUAUUCUUUGAUUCCCAUAAGCUGGAUAUUUCGGACGAGUUUAAGAGUUCAAUUGUGGCGCUCAAGGGUCAGGAAGAAAAAGUGCGUGUGAUUCUGAAUAAGAGUGACAUGGUGGAUCAACAGCAAUUGAUGCGAGUCUAUGGCGCGUUGAUGUGGUCUCUUGGGAAGGUUAUUCAAACGCCAGAGGUCAUGAGGGUAUAUCUGUGCUCGUUCUGGUUACAUCGCCCAGUGAAUGUGUAUGAAGAUUGCCGAGCCUUGCUAGAAAAGGAACAAACAGAUCUUUUGAAGGACCUUCGAGAAUUACCCCGCAAUGCAGCGAUUCGUAAAGUGAAUGAAAUCGUGAAACGUGCCCGACUGGCACGUGUACAUGCAUAUAUCAUUGGACAUUUGCGUAAGGAGAUGCCUGCAGUCUUGGGCAAAAGAAAUCGUCAACGAGAGUUGACCCAAAACCUGGAAGGCGAGUUUUUGAAGGUUCAGCAAAUUUACAGUGUCCCUGCAGGCGAUUUCCCGAAUGUAGCAGCAUUCCGACAGUGCUUGGAAGCCUAUAAGUUUGAAAAUUUUGCAAAGAUCAGCCAACCAGUCCUCGCCUCUGCUGAAGAGGCCCUUUCAGUAGAUCUGCCCAAAAUCAUGACUCGAUUCCCACACCAUAUGAAUAAUUUAUUAAUCGAAUCUACGCAAAAGAACCCGUUCUUAGGGCCACCCGGAGCUGAAGGGCAUAACAGUAACCUCAACGGAGGUGAUACUGUCCCACCGAGCUACUGGCACUUUUCAUCCGUAGAUAAGGCAGCUGCCCGGCCAAUCUUCCUGUCGCUGAACCCCAGAGAAGGCAAGAUCAAUGGUUUAACUGCAAAGCCCUACCUGAUGAGCACAGGCUUAUCAGUUGAGGUGCUAGCCAAGAUCUGGGCAUUAGCAGAUUGGACAUCUGAUGGACACUUGAGUGAAGACGAGUUCGCAGUGGCAUUGCAUUUAAUCCGUGCAGUAGAAAGCGGUGGCGAGAGUGUUCUGCCUGCCAAAUUACCCGAGACCAUGCUACCUUGA
This is a messenger RNA of Lobosporangium transversale, 1602 nucleotides long. Its product is annotated as P-loop containing nucleoside triphosphate hydrolase protein. The record is from RefSeq and is a predicted model, not a curated record. Gene Ontology annotation, cellular component: plasma membrane; cytoplasm. Lineage: Eukaryota; Fungi; Mortierellomycota; Mortierellomycetes; Mortierellales; Mortierellaceae. The transcript is spliced from 3 exons. Bases 1 to 1602 code for a protein of 533 amino acids. Gene Ontology annotation, molecular function: protein binding; calcium ion binding; GTP binding. Gene Ontology annotation, biological process: endocytosis; endosomal transport.